GUUUUUGAGCCGGCAUUAAUUUUGCCUGGUCACUUGGCCAAUGGGGCAUGUGUUUGGCGCUGGCCUCACAGUUUGUGUUUGUGUAGGGAGGGCUGGGGGAAUGCUUCCUGAGAGGGACUGCCCUGGCUAGGCCUUCAUGCCCUCAGAUGGCCGCCCAGAAGUAUAGAAUUGGGUUCCCUCCCCACUUCACCCUGCCAAUGACUCGGGCUAGUGUGGAUUCGUCUUGUCUUUUGGAGCCCCUGGUGUGUCUGUGGCCGAGGAAGCCUCAUCAGUGCCCCUGUGGUGACUGAGCUCUGGGAAGUGUGUAUGCAUUGUGGCGUGCUGGAAGGGAGGGGAGGCCACCUGGGUGAUUAAGAGCAAGAUCACCUGAGCAGGACGGUCUCCAGGGCAGCAAGGUUGUUCUUACUCCUUCAAACCAGAGGUCUGUCCCCAGCCAGAUCCCCUCACCUGGAGUGGACACCACAGGCAGGAGCCAGAGCAUCCCUCAGCAAAGUGGGGCACCAAGGCCCUCUGCUAAGGACUCAUAAUUCACUGGGGGCGCCACCCCUACAAACAGCACCCACCAUGUUUAACCUAAUGAAGAAAGACAAGGACAAAGAUGGUGGGCGCAAGGAGAAGAAGGAAAAGAAGGAGAAAAAGGAAAGGAUGUCAGCCGCAGAACUCCGGAGCCUGGAGGAGAUGAGCCUGCGACGUGGUUUCUUCAACCUGAACCGAUCCUCCAAGCGUGAAUCCAAGACGCGCCUGGAAAUCUCCAACCCCAUCCCCAUCAAGGUGGCCAGCGGCUCUGACCUGCACCUGACUGACAUUGACUCCGACAGUAACCGGGGCAGCGUCAUCUUGGACUCGGGCCACCUAAGUACAGCCAGCUCCAGCGAUGACCUCAAGGGUGAGGAGGGCAGCUUCCGCGGCUCGGUGCUGCAGCGGGCAGCCAAGUUCGGCUCACUGGCCAAGCAGAACUCACAGAUGAUUGUCAAGCGCUUUUCCUUCUCCCAGCGUAGCCGGGAUGAGAGCGCCUCAGAAACCUCGACGCCCUCAGAGCACUCUGCCGCCCCCUCGCCACAGGUGGAGGUGAGGACUCUGGAGGGACAGCUGGUGCAACAUCCUGGCCCAGGCAUCCCUCGAGCAGGGCACCGAUCCGGAGCCCCUGAGCUGGUGACUAAAAAGUUCCCAGCCGACCUGCGCCUGCCCCCCGUGGUGCCCCUGCCCCCACCUGCCCUCCGGGAGCUGGAGCUGCAACGACGGCCCACUGGAGACUUUGGCUUCUCCCUGCGCCGCACAACUAUGCUGGAUCGGGGCCCCGAGGGCCAGGCCUAUCGGCGGGUGGUCCACUUUGCUGAGCCCGGUGCAGGCACCAAGGACCUCGCCCUGGGGCUGGUGCCAGGAGAUCGACUGGUGGAGAUUAAUGGGCACAACGUGGAGAGCAAGUCCAGGGAUGAGAUUGUGGAGAUGAUCCGGCAGUCAGGGGACAGCGUGCGGCUCAAGGUGCAGCCCAUUCCGGAGCUCAGCGAGCUCAGCAGAAGCUGGCUGCGAAGCAGCGAGGGACCCCGCAGGGAGCCAGCCGAUCUGGACCCUGAGGCUGCCUCUCCUGCCCACAGCCAGGCAAAGACAGAAGAGCAGAUUGCAGCAGAGGAGGCCUGGAAUGAGACGGAGAAGGUGUGGCUGGUCCAUAGGGAUGGCUUCUCACUGGCCAGUCAGCUCAAAUCCGAGGAGCUCAGCCUGCCUGAGGGGAAGGUGCGUGUGAAGCUGGACCACGAUGGAGCCAUCCUGGAUGUGGACGAGGAUGACGUGGAGAAGGCUAAUGCUCCCUCCUGCGACCGUCUGGAGGAUCUGGCCUCACUGGUGUACCUCAAUGAGUCCAGUGUCCUGCACACCUUACGCCAGCGCUACGGUGCUAGCCUGCUGCACACAUAUGCUGGCCCCAGCCUGCUGGUCCUCGGCCCCCGUGGGGCCCCUGCUGUGUACUCCGAGAAGGUGAUGCACAUGUUCAAGGGGUGUCGGCGGGAGGACAUGGCUCCCCACAUCUAUGCCGUGGCCCAGACCGCAUAUCGGGCCAUGCUGAUGAGCCGCCAGGACCAGUCGAUCGUCCUCCUGGGCAGCAGUGGCAGUGGCAAGACCUCCAGCUGCCAGCAUCUGGUGCAGUACCUGGCCACCAUCGCGGGCGUCAGCGGGAACAAAGUGUUUUCUGUGGAGAAGUGGCAGGCUCUGUACACCCUCCUGGAAGCCUUUGGGAACAGCCCCACCAUCAUGAACGGCAAUGCCACCCGCUUCUCCCAGAUCCUCUCUCUGGACUUUGACCAAGCUGGCCAGGUGGCCUCAGCCUCCAUUCAGACAAUGCUUCUGGAGAAGUUGCGUGUGGCUCGGCGCCCAGCCAAUGAAGCCACAUUCAACGUCUUCUACUACCUGCUGGCCUGUGGGGAUGGCAGCCUCAGGACAGAGCUCCACCUCAACCACUUGGCAGAGAACAGUGUGUUUGGGAUUGUGCCACUGGCCAAGCCUGAGGAAAAGCAGAAGGCGGCUCAGCAGUUUAGUAAGCUGCAGGCGGCCAUGAAGGUGCUGGGCAUCUCCCCUGAUGAACAGAAGGCCUGCUGGCUCAUUCUGGCUGCCAUCUACCACCUGGGGGCUGCAGGAGCCACCAAAGAAGCUACUGAAGCUGGGCGCAAGCAGUUUGCCCGCCAUGAGUGGGCCCAGAAGGCGGCGUACCUGCUGGGCUGCAGCCUGGAGGAGCUGUCCUCAGCCAUCUUCAAGCACCAGCACAAGGCUGGCACUCUGCAGCGCUCCACCUCCUUCCGCCAGGGCCCUGAGGAGAGCAGCCUGGGAAAUGGGACAGGCCCGAAACUGAGUGCGCUGGAGUGCCUCGAGGGGAUGGCGGCUGGCCUCUACAGCGAGCUCUUCACCCUUCUCGUCUCCCUGGUAAACAGGGCUCUCAAGUCCAGCCAGCACUCGCUGUGCUCCAUGAUGAUUGUGGACACCCCGGGCUUCCAGAACCCUGAGCAGGGUGGGUCAGCUCGCGGAGCCUCCUUUGAGGAGCUGUGCCACAACUACGCCCAGGACCGGCUGCAGAGGCUCUUCCACGAGCGCACCUUCGUGCAGGAGCUGGAAAGAUACAAGGAGGAGAACAUUGAGCUGGCGUUUGAUGACUUGGAGCCCCCCACGGGUGACUCUGUGGCUGCUGUGGACCAGGCCUCCCAUCAGUCCCUGGUCCGCUCACUGGCCCGCACAGACGAGGCAAGGGGCCUGCUCUGGCUAUUGGAAGAGGAGGCCCUGGUGCCAGGGGCCAGUGAGGAUGCCCUCCUGGAGCGCCUUUUCUCCUAUUAUGGCCCCCAGGAAGGUGACAAAAAAGGCCAAAGCCCCCUUCUGCGCAGCAGCAAACCACACCAUUUUCUCCUGGGCCACAGCCAUGGCACCAACUGGGUAGAGUACAACGUGACUGGCUGGCUGAACUACACCAAGCAGAACCCAGCCACCCAGAAUGCCCCCCGGCUCCUGCAGGACUCCCAGAAAAAAAUUAUCAGCAACCUGUUUCUGGGCCGCGCAGGCAGUGCCACAGUGCUCUCAGGCUCCAUUGCGGGCCUGGAGGGCGGCUCACAGCUGGCACUGCGCCGGGCCACCAGUAUGAGGAAGACCUUUACCACAGGCAUGGCGGCUGUCAAAAAGAAGUCACUGUGCAUCCAGAUUAAGCUGCAGGUGGACGCCCUCAUUGACACCAUCAAGAAGUCAAAGCUGCAUUUCGUCCAUUGCUUCCUGCCCGUGGCUGAGGGCUGGGCCGGAGAGCCCCGUUCUGCUUCCUCCCGCCGAGUCAGCAGCAGCAGUGAGCUGGACCUGCCCUCGGGAGACCACUGCGAGGCUGGCCUCCUGCAGCUGGAUGUGCCCCUGCUCCGCACCCAGCUCCGCGGCUCCCGCCUGCUCGAUGCCAUGCGCAUGUACCGCCAAGGUUACCCUGACCACAUGGUGUUUUCCGAGUUCCGCCGCCGCUUUGACGUCCUGGCCCCACACUUGACCAAGAAACACGGGCGUAACUACAUCGUGGUGGAUGAAAGGCGGGCAGUGGAGGAGCUGUUAGAGUGCUUGGAUCUGGAGAAGAGCAGCUGCUGCAUGGGCCUGAGCCGGGUUUUCUUCCGGGUGGGCACCUUGGCACGGCUAGAGGAGCAGCGGGAUGAACAAACCAGCAGGAACCUAACCCUGUUCCAAGCAGCCUGCAGGGGCUACCUGGCCCGCCAGCACUUCAAGAAGAGAAAGAUCCAGGACCUGGCCAUUCGCUGUGUACAGAAGAACAUCAGGAAGAACAAAGGGGUGAAGGAUUGGCCCUGGUGGAAGCUCUUUACCACAGUGAGGCCCCUCAUCGAAGUACAGCUGUCAGAGGAGCAGAUCCGGAACAAAGACGAGGAGAUUCAGCAGCUGCGGAGCAAGCUCGAGAAAGUGGAGAAGGAGCGGAACGAGCUGCGGCUCAAUAGUGACCGGCUGGAGACCCGGAUCUCCGAGCUGACAUCGGAGCUGACGGAUGAGCGUAACACAGGAGAGUCUGCCUCCCAGCUGCUGGACACGGAGACGGCGGAGAGGCUCCGGGCUGAGAAGGAGAUGAAGGAGCUGCAGACCCAGUACGAUGCACUGAAGAAGCAGAUGGAGGUGAUGGAAAUGGAGGUGAUGGAGGCCCGUCUCAUCCGGGCAGCGGAGAUCAACGGGGAAGUGGAUGACGAUGAUGCAGGUGGUGAGUGGCGGCUGAAGUAUGAGCGGGCUGUGCGGGAGGUGGACUUCACCAAGAAGAGGCUCCAGCAGGAGUUUGAGGACAAGCUGGAAGUGGAGCAGCAGAACAAGAGGCAGCUGGAGCGGCGGCUUGGGGACCUGCAGGCAGAUAGUGAGGAGAGCCAGCGGGCUCUGCAGCAGCUCAAGAAGAAGUGCCAGCGGCUGACGGCUGAGCUGCAGGACACCAAGCUGCACCUGGAGGGCCAGCAGGUCCGCAACCACGAGUUGGAGAAGAAGCAGAGGAGGUUUGACAGUGAGCUCUCGCAGGCGCACGAGGAGGCCCAGCGGGAGAAGCUGCAGCGGGAGAAGCUGCAGCGGGAGAAGGACAUGCUCCUCGCUGAGGCUUUCAGCCUGAAGCAGCAACUGGAGGAAAAAGACAUGGACAUUGCAGGGUUCACCCAGAAGGUUGUCUCCCUAGAGGCGGAGCUCCAGGACAUUUCUUCCCAAGAGUCCAAGGAUGAGGCCUCUCUGGCCAAGGUCAAGAAACAGCUCCGGGACCUAGAGGCGAAGGUCAAGGAUCAGGAAGAGGAGCUGGAUGAGCAGGCAGGGACCAUUCAGAUGCUGGAGCAGGCCAAGUUGCGUCUGGAGAUGGAGAUGGAGCGGAUGAGACAGACCCAUUCUAAGGAGAUGGAGAGUCGGGAUGAGGAGGUGGAGGAGGCCCGGCAGUCAUGUCAGAAGAAGUUAAAACAGAUGGAAGUGCAGCUGGAGGAAGAGUAUGAGGACAAGCAGAAGGUGCUGCGAGAGAAGCGGGAGCUGGAGGGCAAGCUCGCCACCCUCAGCGACCAGGUGAACCGGCGGGACUUUGAGUCAGAGAAGCGGCUGCGGAAGGACCUGAAGCGCACCAAGGCCCUGCUCGCGGAUGCCCAGCUCAUGCUGGACCACCUGAAGAACAGUGCUCCCAGCAAGCGGGAGAUCGCCCAGCUCAAGAACCAGCUGGAGGAGUCAGAGUUCACCUGUGCAGCAGCUGUGAAAGCACGGAAAGCAAUGGAAGUGGAGAUCGAAGACCUGCACCUGCAGAUUGAUGACAUCGCCAAAGCCAAGACUGCGCUGGAGGAGCAGCUGAGCCGCCUUCAGCGUGAGAAGAAUGAGAUACAGAACCGGCUGGAGGAGGAUCAGGAAGACAUGAACGAGCUGAUGAAGAAGCACAAGGCCGCCGUGGCUCAGGCUUCUCGGGACCUGGCUCAGAUAAAUGAUCUCCAGGCUCAGCUAGAAGAGGCCAACAAAGAGAAGCAAGAGCUGCAGGAGAAGCUGCAAGCCCUCCAGAGCCAGGUGGAGUUCCUGGAGCAGUCCAUGGUGGACAAGUCCCUGGUGAGCAGGCAGGAAGCCAAGAUACGGGAGCUGGAGACACGCCUGGAGUUUGAAAGGACGCAAGUGAAACGGCUGGAGAGCCUGGCCAGCCGGCUCAAGGAAAACAUGGAGAAGCUGACCGAGGAGCGGGAUCAGCGCAUUGCAGCCGAGAACCGGGAGAAGGAGCAGAACAAGCGGCUACAGAGGCAGCUCCGGGACACCAAGGAGGAGAUGGGCGAGCUUGCGAGGAAGGAGGCUGAGGCGAGCCGCAAGAAGCAUGAACUGGAAAUGGAUCUGGAAAGCUUGGAGGCUGCUAACCAGAGCCUCCAGGCCGACCUAAAGCUGGCAUUCAAGCGCAUCGGGGACCUGCAGGCCGCCAUUGAGGACGAGAUGGAGAGUGAUGAGAAUGAGGACCUCAUCAACAGUUUGCAGGAUAUGGUGACAAAGUAUCAGAAAAGAAAGAAUAAACUUGAGGGAGACUCAGAUGUGGAUUCGGAGCUGGAGGACCGGGUUGACGGGGUCAAGUCCUGGUUGUCAAAAAACAAGGGACCUUCCAAGGCAGCUUCUGAUGAUGGCAGCUUGAAGAGUUCCAGCCUCUCUAAGGAGGCCCCAGGGGUGGAGGAGAGGCCGGCCUCGGUGGUGAGCUCCCUGAGCUAUCGGAAGCGGCUCACCCUGAAGGACUCCAUCGGGGGCACCGGGGAUGCAGAUUCACUCUUCACCUCCCUGAGCGAGCGGGCUGCCUCCCCCGAGAGGCCCCCGCGGAAGGCCCGUGUGGGCCCCAGGGAGGAGCCAGGCCCGGACAGGAAGUCCGAGGAGCCGGAGGAGGAGCGGAGCUCCGUCCUCUCCGGGGCCGGGGGGCGCUCGGGCCGGAAGCGGUGGGGCUCCGACUUCAGCCGGGCCUCCCCGGUCUCUGCACCCGUCAGCCGGGCCUCCUCGGCCACGCGGCGGGGCUCUGGUGAGGACAGGGCCGGCUCCUCCCUGAGCUUCUCGCUGUCGGGCUCGCCCAGUUCCCGCCGCAGCGCCUCCCGGCUCGACAGCCUGUCCCGGACGCUCAGCCCUUCCCUGAGCCGGGCCUCGGGCCUAGGCCGGGAGAGCCCCGAUUCCCGCCUGUCCCUGGGCCAGAGCUGCCUGGACGAGUGGGACGACGGCGCCAGCGUGGCCUUGAGUGAGACCUGCUCGCAGUACAGCCACCCGUCGCUGGCCCGCAGUCUGUCGGUGCCACCGCGGCCACGCAGCUCGGCCUCGGCCAUGGACGAGCCUCCCAGCUCCAGCGUCCGCCCCGUCGGCCGUCACUCGUACCUGGACCCAGACCUGGAGGCUGCCAUCAACGAGGUCUUGAGCUACAAGCCUGUUCCAUUCCAACGGAGCAGCCUGGAGCCCGACUCUGAGGAGGAUGACAGGAAGAGCAUCCAGAGUGCCCGGAGCGCCCACCUGGACCCCCCAGAGCGAGCUGCCAGCAUCCGCCGCUCCGCCUCCGCUGCUGAUGUGUCCCGGUCCCACAGCGGCAGGAAGAGCCGGAGCCCGCGAAGACGCAGGAGCAGAAGGAGCAGCUCCAGCUCCAGCUCCAGCUCCAGCUCCAGCUCCAGCUCUGAAGCUUCCUCGGAGCACAAGAGGCGGAAGAAGGGGCGCUCUCGGAAGAGCAAGAAGUCCAAGUCUAGGAGAAAGAAAACAGAGUCUGAGUCCUCCUCGUCGUCGUCCAGCGGCUCGACCGUGUCCAGCCACAGCCGCUCCAGUGUGAAGAAGGGCCCAACUGCAGAAAGUGAAGAGGCCGGGCGGACGCACCGGCCGUCGAAGAAGGAGGAGAAGAAGCGCAAGAAGGAGGUGGACAGCCUGAUGAUGCGGUACCUCUACCGGCCUGAGAGCGACUAGUGCACCCCACCAGCUACUGGAAGUCCCUUGCCCCUGACCGGUCAGAUGAUGAGCACGACCCUCUCGACAACACCUCCAGACCCCGAUACUCC
Cebus imitator (Panamanian white-faced capuchin) is the source of this 7988-nucleotide messenger RNA. It is a transcript of the gene MYO18A, whose product is annotated as myosin XVIIIA. The transcript has 45 exons. The record is from RefSeq and is a predicted model, not a curated record. Gene Ontology annotation, molecular function: ATP binding; DNA binding; protein binding. Gene Ontology annotation, cellular component: myosin complex. NCBI's taxonomy places the organism in Eukaryota, Metazoa, Chordata, Mammalia, Primates, Cebidae. Bases 565 to 7896 code for a protein of 2443 amino acids. Gene Ontology annotation, biological process: DNA metabolic process.